Molecule: messenger RNA, 4510 nt
Organism: Pygoscelis adeliae (Adelie penguin)
Lineage: Eukaryota; Metazoa; Chordata; Aves; Sphenisciformes; Spheniscidae
Gene: ZNF335
Product: zinc finger protein 335
Exons: 26
Biological process (GO): positive regulation of neurogenesis; brain development; regulation of gene expression
Cellular component (GO): nucleus
Molecular function (GO): RNA polymerase II cis-regulatory region sequence-specific DNA binding
Source: RefSeq, a predicted model, not a curated record
CUCGGCCCCCGGCCCCCUCUCCCGAACAGAUGACUCCGGUGUGGGCCAGAGCUCCGACAGCAGCGGGGUCUCCUUGGAAGAGGUGUCGGAGAGCAGCUCCAGCACAGAUGCCAUUCCCCGGGUUUACCUGCCAGAUUCAUCCUCCAUUGCCCAGUCCACCUUGGUCUCCAGUGUCUCCACUGUGAGCCAGUCCAUCAUGGUGUCAGAGUCCCCACAAGUCCUGGUCCACUCCAGCGUCAUCACUGAUGGAGCCACGAUCGUGUCAGACUCCACCGCGUCCACUUCCUCGGACCUAGGCUCUGCUAUCGACAAAAUCAUCGAGUCCACGAUUGGGCCUGACAUCAUCCAGAGCUGCAUCGCUGUGACCAGUGCGGAGGAUGGUGGGGCAGAGACUACGCAGUACCUCAUUCUGCAGGGCCCCGAUGAUGGUGCCCCCAUGGUGUCCCAGAUGGCCACCUCUGCUCUGGCCAAUAGCUUGGCGAUAGAAGCUGUUGCUGAUGGACCUACCUCCACAUGCCUUGACCAGCCUGGCCCUUCAGACCCUUCCGAGCAGUUGGAAGUGCUGGAGCUGCCCGCACGGCCAGAUCAGGCCCGAGAGGCAGAUGGUGGGGAGGAGCUGGACCAGCCGGACAUGGAGACCCUGGAAGAGAUGAUGGAGGUGGUGGUGGUGCAGCAGUUCAAGUGCAAGAUGUGUCAGUACAAGAGUGUCUCCAAGAAAACGCUAAUUAACCACAUGAAAGAGCGGCACUUCCAGCCAGUGGGUUCAGCUCUGGCUUUGAAGAAAGGACGUCCACGAAAGGGGGGAUCUGCUUCAAAGACUGCAGAGGAGGAGGUCCCAGAAGAAGAAGAUGACGACGAUAUCAUGGACGCUGGUGCUAUUGAUGACCCUGAAGAGGACAGUGACUAUAACCCAGCUGAGGAUGAGCCCCGUGGGCGACAGCCCAAGUACAGCCGCACUGUCCCCACAUCCAGCGAGGAGAGGCCGCGUCGACGCCCGGGGAGACCCCGCAAGUUUCCUCGUCUGGAGGACAUGCCCCAGGACGUGCCUGAAGGAGGGGAGGUGGAGCCCUUGGUGACGUCCCAGAGCACACUGAGCCGUGAGCUGCAGAACUCAGAAGCAGCCAGUUCCUCUGGCCUGGAGAACGGGACCAGCGAGAGCCUGGCGGAGCCCAGCAUCAGCCAGUCUGACUCCGAGAACAAGGACCCUUCCUCCAACACCGGCCCCGAGGAGGCAGACGUCAUCCCUAGGAGGCGAGGGCGGCCCUCCCGCCGCUUCCUGGGCAAGAAAUACCGCAAGUACAUGGGGCGCAGGUACUACUACAAGUCACCCAAGCCCCUGAUGAGGCCCUACCUGUGUCGUAUCUGCGGCUCACGUUUCCUCACGCACGAUGAUCUGCGUUUCCACGUCAACUCGCACGAGGCCAAUGACCCGCAGCUCUUCAAGUGUCUUCAGUGCAGCUACCGCUCCCGGCGCUGGUCCUCCCUCAAGGAACACAUGUUCAACCACGUGGGCAGCAAGCCCUACAAGUGCGAGGAGUGCAAUUACACCAGCGUGUACAAGAAGGACGUCAUCCGGCACUCCACAGUGCACAGCCGGGACAGGAAAAAGAGAGCUGAUCCGCCCCCAAAGCUGAACUCCUUCCCGUGCCCUGUAUGCAACCGUAUCUACCCCAUGCAGAAGAGGCUUACGCAGCACAUGAAGACGCACAGCACGGAGAAACCACACAUGUGUGACAAGUGUGGGAAGUCCUUUAAGAAGCGGUACACCUUCAAGAUGCACCUGCUGACGCACAUCCAGGCCAUUGCCAACCGCAGGUUCAAGUGUGAGUUCUGUGACUACGUCUGCGAGGACAAAAAGGUCCUGCUGANNCACCAGGUGUCGCACAUGAAUGACAAGCCCUACAAGUGCAGCUUCUUCAAGUACUCCACCUUCCGGGAGGACUUCCUGGUCUCCCACAUGGCUGUCAAGCACACAGGAGGGAAGCCGUUUGCUUGUGAGUUCUGUCACUUCACCACCAAGCACAAGAAGAACCUGCGCCUCCAUGUGCACUGCCGCCACGCCGACUCCUUUGAGGAGUGGGCACAGAGGCACCCCGAGGAGCCGCCCUGCCGCCGCCGCCCCUUCUUCACCCUGCAGCAGAUCGAGGAGCUGAAGCAGCAGCACAGCCAGGUGGCAGUGGUGAAGCCGGGUGAUUCAGGAGAGGCACAGGCCCCCUGAGAGCCGCAGGCACAGGAGGAGGGGGCAGAGAUGGACUCUGAGGAGCAGCAGCAGCAGAAGUUGGUAACGCUGCACAUGGCAGAGCCUGGGGAGACAUUGGUGCAAGAGGCUUAUGAGGAGGCGACGCUGGGGGGUUCGGAGCUGCAGCAGAUCACGAUCCCCUUUGGCGGGACAACAGAAUACAGCAUCAUCACACCCAUCAGUGAGGAGAUUCAGGCUCCGGGCACGCUGUACAGUGAGGAGGAGAGCCCUGCAGAGACCUCCCAUGCGGUUGUGGUGAGUGAAGCUGUGUUGACAGAGGAGGCCCUGAAGGACCAUAACAAUCACUAUAUCAUGUCAUCCGGCAUACCGGGGAGCCAGUUCCAUCACAUUGAGCCCCUCAGCGGGGACGCUGCCUUUCCCUCGCCUGCGGAGGGCCAGGAGGCACAGCCCACCAGCGUCAAGUGGCCCCUGGUGCAGUGUGUCACCAGGCAGCUCCAGAAGGACUCGUCUUUAUCCCCAGCCUCCGAGGGGCAAGAAAUCUCAUCCCCAAAGGUCAAGUGGCCUGCGCUCCAAGGCAUGGCCAAGAAGCUCUCAUGCAAGGUUUCCACAGCCAAGAAGCUCUCAUGCAAGAUUUCCACAGCCAAAAAGUUUUCAUGCAAGAUUUGCACAGCCAUGUUCACAGGGAGAGCAGAAAUGGAGAGUCACAAGAGAGCCCACAUUGGGCCUAGCACCUUCAAGUGUCCCGACUGUCCAUUCACUGCAGCCCUCUGGCCAGAGGUUCGGAGCCACAUGGUCCAGCAUGCCAGCCUUCGGCCACACAAGUGCACCCACUGCAGCUUCGCCUCCAAGAACAAGAAGGACCUGCGCAGGCACAUGCUGACACACACCAACGAGAAGCCCUUUGCCUGCCAGAUCUGUGGGCAGAGGUUCAACCGUAAUGGGCACCUCAAGUUCCACAUGCAGCGUUUGCACAGCUCAGAGGGGAAGAGGCCAGGGGCGCCUGCAGCUGCUGCCCAGCAGACCAUCAUACUGAACAGUGACGAGGACACGCUGGCCACGCUGCAGACGGCUCUGCAGUCCGGCCAGGCAGUGCUGGCUCCCGAGCGGCUGCAGCAGGCCCUGGGGCAGGAACACAUCAUCGUUGCUCAGGAGCAGAGUGUCGCGAGCCAGGAGGAGGCUACGUACAUCCAGGAGAUCACAACUGCCGAUGGACAGACAGUACAGCACUUAGUGACCUCUGACAACCAGGUUCAGUACAUCAUUGCCCAGGAUGGUGUACAGCACUUGCUUCCCCAUGAGUAUGUUGUUGUCCCGGAGGGACAUCACAUCCAGGUACAGGAUGGUCAGAUCACCCACAUCCAGUACGAGCAGGGCAGCCAGUUCCUCCAGGAGCCGCAGAUCCAGUACAUGCCUGUCUCGCCUGAGCAGCAGCUUGUCACCCAGGCGCAGCUGGAAGCAGCUGCACACUCAGCGGUCUCAGCAGUGGCUGAUGCUGCGAUGGCCCAGGCACAGGGCGUGUUCACCGCCGAGGCCGCGGCCGAGCAGAUCCAGCAGCUGCAGCAGGGGAUCCACUACGACGUCAUCACGCUGGCAGACUAGCACCGGGGCCGGGCCCGGCUGGUGCUGGGACACCCGUGCUGAGCAGGACAGCUGCACCAGGCAGGAGCCUCCUCAGCCAGCAGUUGCCUUAUUGCUUCGGGGCUACGAGGGACGUGCCUGCGCGUGCCGUGGCAGGGGCAUGCUGCUGCUCGGCCGUGCGCCGCGAGGGUCCUGCGCAUCGUCCCCGGCAUGGGCAGCUGUCUCCAGCAGCGACUGCUCCGCAGCCGAGGCGCCGAGGCAGGCUGAGCGGUGGCAGCGCUCUCGUGUGGCCGGUCUCUUUGCCUGUUGCACUUGAUGGUCUGAAAUCCCUUUUCCUGAAUCAUGUCUGUGUGGGCCAAACUUGGAUCGGUGUCUGCCUGGUACACGAGGAUCCUGGGAGAGAGCCAUGGGGCUGAGCACCGCCGCGCGGUACGGUGUGAGAGGUGUGUGUGCGGCCGCAGCCAUGCGCUCCCCGCUCCGCAGUUGUGGGGCGUGCGGUCCUGGCGGGAGGGCAGCCGUCCCUCCCUUGGCUUCUCCGGCCUGCGGGCAGGCAGCAGUAGGGCUUUGGACUGGAGGAACCCAGAGUAGGAAGAAGCAGGGGUGGAAGAUGUUCUAUUUUUCUUCUGAAGAGGGAUGGACUCUGGAGUUGGUUCGUAGGUGGUUGCGGGAGGGGUUCAAUUCUGACAUUCUCAAGCUUUGACUAUGCUUAUGAAUAAAAAGGGACUGAAACCU